Notolabrus celidotus (New Zealand spotty) is the source of this 4987-nucleotide messenger RNA. RefSeq names its product coiled-coil domain containing 18 (gene ccdc18). NCBI's taxonomy places the organism in Eukaryota, Metazoa, Chordata, Actinopteri, Labriformes, Labridae. The transcript is spliced from 25 exons. The record is from RefSeq and is a predicted model, not a curated record. Bases 510 to 4673 code for a protein of 1387 amino acids.
UGGGCGUGGCUUAAAUUACAAAUCGUUUGGGGGCUUUUACUGAAGCUAUGAUCUACAGUGAGUUACUGGGGAAGUUAAGGCAUUAUAAAUCCCUACAUGCGACAAAACGACAGAACCUGUACAUACUUCAGAACGAUAAGGGAUUCUCGUUUAUUUGAUACUUUUAGUUUCAAGUUAAGAUAGUUUAACGUCCACCUGUUGAUCCAGUGAGCAUCUCUGUUUACAUUUAGCAAGCGUAGCUAUGCUAGCUAGUUUGCUUGCUUUAGUGUAGUUUAAAAAUUAAGGUUAUACCAAUGAAGCACAAACUAUUAAGAGGCUGGAUCAUUUUUAAAGUAACACGUCAACAAACUAGCUGAAGUCAAGAUUUACAUUUUGAGUACGUGAAAAGUUUAACAGAAGAUGUGACCAGGCUGAGGAGUCUGCUCAAACUGUCAGAGCACGGUUUGCACAGUUUGGGACUAAAACUGAGCUGUUCAACCUCACAUGGUGAGUCAGCCUCAGUCAAAGAAAUGGAGCCUCUUUCUCUAAGGAAGAAGACAAGCUGUGUGCGUCAGGAGAACGCCUGUCUGAGCUUCCAGGAUGAGCAGCUCAUCAGCAACCUUGAUGCUGUGCAGUAUGACCUGGCCUCCUUUAAGACACAGGUUGGCCUCAGGGGCUCAGGGGUCGGAGCUAAAAACCAUGUAGCAGUCAUGAGUGAGCAUAUUCGACAGCUUCAAGCUGAGCUGGAGGCUCAGGCCAAAGAUCUCAAGGCAGCAGAGCUGAGGGCAGAGUGCAGCCAGGAAGCAGCCGCACACAGUGACAUUGUGGUGACGAAUCUCAGCGAGGAGCUGACUGUGCUCAGAGAAGAGCUAGACAACGUGACAGCACUGUGUAAACGAGCGGAGCAACAAAGGAACCAAGCACUACAAAAUGCAGAGAAACUCAAAGAAGCAUUCAAAGAAUACAAAGCCAUGAUUUCCAUGAAACUUGAAAUGGUGAUGGAGAGUGAGUGCAAACUAAAAGAGAGUCUUAUUGAGUGUGACAGAGAAAAAGAGGCGCUGGAAAUGAAGUGCACUGCGUUUGAAAGAGAGAAGGUGGAGCAGAACCAAACCAUUAGCCGGCUGAAGGAAGAGGUGAGGCAAACUGAGUCUGCAGCUGCUGGCCUCCAGGUGCAGCUGGAGGAGGCAAGACAAAAGACCUUACAACUAGAGAGGAGGCUUAAGGAGCAGGGAGCAGAGUGCAGGGAUCGGGCCUCUCUGCAGAAGGAGCUUGAAGACUUGCGGCAUCUCAGCCAGAGUCUGGAGCAGAGGGUGGCUCAGAGUCACAGAGAGGCUCAGCAGAGCCAGACAGAGCUUGCCAGCCUGGAGGCAGCACUGACCCUGCUGCACAUGCGAGAGCCUGCUGGGGGGGCAUUGUGCAUCAGGCCCUGCAUGUUGCCUCAAGUGGACUAUUCAGGAACUGCACACCUGCUGAAACUAAAGCCAGGUGAAGGUUAUCAGCAGCUUCUGCGAGUGCUGCAGCCGAUUGAAGCAGAGCGAAACAAACAGAAUAGCCUGGUCCAGCUGCUUCAGGAGCGUCUGAGCAGAGCCCAGGAGGAGAUCUCCACCCUGCAAAGCUCCAUGGCUCAGAGAGCCUCACACUACCAGAGUCUUCACACUGAAAUGCUGGACAAAGUCAGCCAAGCCACAGAUACAGAGAAAGAGUUAAGAAGAAAAAGUGCUCGUGCAGCCGCGCUGGAGAAACAGCUGCAGGAAAAAACCUCGGCCUACAGUCAGGCUGCGCUGACCAACACUGAGCUGGAGAAUCAGCUGCUGGAGAAAAGCAGCACCCUCCAGCAUUACCAGUCACUGAUGACCAGAAAGCAAAGGGAGUACCAGCAGUCUCUGGAGAAGUGUAAAACAUCUCACACUCAACAGUUCAACGAGCAGCAGCACAGAAUAGAAAUGUUGCAGUUGUCUGUGGAGGAGGCUCAGUCUCGGGUUUUGGAGAUGGAACAGGAGCUGAGCGCUCUCCAGAGGGAGCGAGAUGAUGCUCAGAGAGCAGCUCUCCUGGUGCAGAGUUCCUUAGACCAACUCUCACAGCAGAAGCAGGCUGAAGAAAGACUCAGUGAGGAGCUGCUGCAGAGUUUCAAAGACGAGGCGAAACAAUCUGCCACCAAGGUGUGUGAACUGCAGUCCUGUCUGUCAGCAUGCAGACAGGAGCUAAGCUCAUACCUACAGCAAAUGGAGGAAGUAAAGAAUAACUAUGAGACCGAGCUGCUGAAGAACAACGACAAGGUGUCCUCCAUGCAGGAGAAGCUCCACAGUGCCAGUCUGGUGUGCCAGAGCUCUGGUGAAAAGAACAUGCAGCUGCAGCUUUCUCUGCAGCAGCAGCAGACCAUGCUGACUGAGAGCACUGCUCACAUCUCUGAACUGGAGGAGAGUCAGAGCCAGCUGCAGACACAGGUGUCCAGUCUGGAGCAGCAGCUGGAACGAGCCCGGGCUGCUCUGCAGAGCGAGGUAAUGAACAGAGAGCAAGAGGUGCAGGAGAGAGACCAAAACCUGCAGGAGGUGAACCAGCAGAACACACAACUUUCUGAAUCUGUCAGCCAGCUGUCCUCGGAGAUGAAGGAGUGCCGAGGGGAGCUGGAUUCUAAGGAGUCAGAGCUGAAACGCUUGAGGAGAGAUGUGGCUGUGAAGACGUCUCACAUAAGCCGCAUGGAGGAAACCCUAAAAAACCUGACUAAUCAGCUCGACAGAAAGACGGACAUUGUUGUUGAUCUAGAAGAGAAGCUCCAUCGCUGCGAGGCUGACAGGCUCAACAGCAUCCGGCGGGUCCAGCACCUGGAGGGACAGCUUCAGGACGUGCAGCGAGAGCUGGCCGAUACUCUGGAGCAGCUACAGACACUCAGAGAUGUUUUGCAGAGAACUCAAACUACUGCAGAUGAGCAGCAAGAGAAGGUGGAAAAGCUGACUUUCCAGCUUAGUGAAACCCAGAGGGAGUUGGAGGAGAGAACUCACGAGGUCUUAGACAUGGACAGUGCACUGAAGGAAAGACAGGGGGAGCUCCAGAAGCGAGCACAGCUGCUGGCACAGCUGGAGGUGGCCAUCAGAGAUCACAAGCAGGAGAUGGAGAGGAAGGUGGAGUCAGUGCAGCAAGACCUGGAGGUCAGAGAGCGAGAGCUGAGAGACGCACGGAACGAGCUCACGGACAGAAACAUGAAGGAGUCCCAGGAGCUGCAUGUGUGUCAGCAGAAACUUCAAACUGUAAUGCAGGAGCUUGAAGAAAGUAGACAUCACUGUGAGACUUUGACCAGAGAGCUGGACUCCACCAAGCUGCAGGACAAAGACAAGGAGGUCCGGCUCGGAAGAGUGGAGGAGCAGCUGGCUUUGAAGGAGGCGCGUUGGCUGAAGUUGGAGGCCAGGCUGCAGAGCACCAUCACCUCUUUAGAUCAGGAGCUGGAAUUGGAGAGGGAACAGCACAGCAAGGAGCUGGAGUCUGUGCAGCAGACUCGAGGCCAGCUCCUCAAGGUCUCUGAGCAGAUCUCCUCCACCAUGCGCUCCUCCCAGGAGCAGCUCGCCACUAAACUUCAGGAGAGCCAGAACCAACUUGAGCAUGCCAAGGCGGAGUGUGAUCAGACCAAAGCCCAGCUGGACCAAACCAAGAGUGAGAUGGAUCACACUCGGAACCAACUCAGCAGACUGCAAACUCAGAGAGACCUGAUACAGGCCGAUCUCCUGCAGAGUAAAGCCCAGCUGGAGGAAAGCAGGAUCCUGUACGAGCAGACCAGAGCCCAGAACGGUCACCUCCGGGUCCAGCUGGAGCAGCUUAUUGCCCAAUUCAAUCAGGCCAGAGUCCAGACGGAACAGCUCCAGGGCCAGCUCCAGGCCUCGGAGAGGGACAUGGAGACAUCCAGCGAGUCUCUGCUCAUCAAGGAGUCCGAGGUGACCCGUCUCCAGGCCAAGAUUUCCAGUCUGGAGCGAGCUGUUGACCGCCAGAAUCUUUACAACCACACUCUCUCCCUCCCUGCUGCUCCCUCCUCAGACAGCUCCUCCCCUCCACACCUCCUUCUGUCUUCACCCAGAAAGUUUCAGACAGCUACCCUGACUUCUAACAACGCUCUCUCGACUCACCUUUACUCACCAACGCACCACAGAACCUGCUUAUCGCCUCCUCCUCACACACACCUUCAGCACUCCUCAGCUCAUAGUUUUUCAAACCAAACUUGUGAUUGGCUGCAGAGAAGCAGCGUCGACUCCUCUCUGGAUCUCCCUCCGAGCCUGAAGGCCACACUGAAGGAGGCUCUGAGCAAGCAGCCAUGGGAUUCCUCCUCCUCCUCCCCCUCUGUUUCCUCUUUCUCCACGGACACAGGGGACCACAGCUGGCAAGGCUUGAGUACCACUGAGGCCACAUUGACCUCUGACCUCUCCUUUAACCCACUUACAUACAUGCUGCACAGGCAGGAUGAUGGAGACUUGCAGGAGGGAGAGGAGGAGCAGACGAGUGAGUCGAGGAGAGAGUCUGUGAGCACUCUGGUGGCUGAGGAGGAGGAGGAGGAGGAGGAGGGGGGGACGGAUAUGAGCACAUUGACAGGGAUGCUAAGGUUUGUGAAUCAGACGUUAGCGAUGCAGGAGGACCCGUCUUUAUGGAGCUCCACGGCAAUUUCACAGAGCGAACGCAGCCUUGAACCUCAGAGAGACAUCAAGGACACAUGAGUUGUCACUGAGUGGGCGACCAGAGGAGAAGAGAACAGCUGUUUACACUGGUGUCAUCACUGUGGGUUCAAGUACAUGUAAUAAAGCCCUGCAUUGAUGAACAUCCCUCAUCAUUCUGUUCCUCUGGUGUGUGAUUGAAAUCAAGAUGACUUCCCAAAUCAGUGAAGCGAUCACUACAUUGAAGGCUGUAAAUGAUUCACUGUGGUGCCAUUUCAUAUAGUACAAAUGUAGCAGCUCAUGUUGUAUUUAACUGAUAUUUAUAUUUCUACACAUUUUUAAAUAAGCUAAGUGAAUAAAACGUUUUGUACAAAGUA